Molecule: messenger RNA, 1604 nt
Organism: Phasianus colchicus (ring-necked pheasant)
Lineage: Eukaryota; Metazoa; Chordata; Aves; Galliformes; Phasianidae
Gene: RERG
Product: RAS like estrogen regulated growth inhibitor
Molecular function (GO): GTP binding; GTPase activity
Source: RefSeq, a predicted model, not a curated record
CCGCUGCCUCCGGCGGGAGCGCCCGGGGCCGGGCCGGGCCGCGCCUCCCUCGCUGAGCGCCACGGCGCAGCCCGGCACGGCGAGGAGGCUCUGCACUGACGUCACGAUGACACGGUGAAGCCGAAGACAGGAUCUGGGGAACGCUGCUUCUGCUUCAGUUUUGAUCAUCAAGUGAAUUUGUUGACACACUGUUCCUCCAGCAUGGCUAAGAGCGCAGAAGUGAAGCUGGCAAUCUUUGGUCGAGCUGGCGUGGGCAAGUCAGCUCUCGUCGUGCGCUUCCUGACCAAACGAUUUAUCUGGGAGUAUGACCCGACUCUAGAGUCUACAUAUCGUCACCAAGCUACCAUUGAUGAUGAAGUGGUUUCCAUGGAGAUACUAGAUACAGCUGGUCAGGAGGAUGCUAUUCAGAAAGAAGGACACGUGCGAUGGGGUGAAGGCUUCGUCCUGGUCUAUGACAUCACGGACAGAGGCAGUUUUGAGGAAGUUCUACCACUCAAGAACUUGUUGGAUGAAGUUAAAAAACCCAAAAAUGUCACUCUGAUCCUGGUGGGGAACAAAGCAGACUUGGAUCACUCCAGGCAGGUCAGCACAGAGGAAGGUGAAAAGCUGGCCACAGAACUAGCAUGUGCUUUUUACGAGUGCUCUGCUUGCACAGGAGAGGGCAACAUUAUGGAGGCCUUCUAUGAGCUCUGUCGUGAGGUACGGCGUCGAAAGAUGGUCCAGGGCAAGACUCGGAGACGAAGCUCCACCACGCACGUCAAGCAGGCUAUUAAUAAGAUGCUUACCAAAAUCAGCAGCUAAAAAGAUCUGUACUAAGCCAGAUAAGCAUUAUAGAGCAUAUUAGCUUGUGGUAGGGACAAGGCAGGCAGAGCACAUUUAAUAAAAAAUGGUCAAAGCUUUGCUAUUAAAAAAAUAGAAAACUGAAUCCACAUCACUUUUUGAGUAGCAUGGAAUCAGACUUCUUCCUGUUUCAAAAUGUAUUAUAGCCACACUGCUUUGGGCUAACGUGGAAAAAACAAACAAACAAAAAAAACUCCAAAGGACUAAAUGAUUGUGGGGGUUGGCACUUACAGAGUAUUUUCUGCUUCUGCAAGGCUGGCUCCAAUCCCCUACAAGUCAGUAGUGCCUAAACAUCAUUCCCAGCCAGCCAACUGCUCAGUAGCCUCUUACUUGGAGAGUAAGACUCAGUCUUCAGUCCAGCAACAACCAUCACAACUGGUAAUCUCAAGGACUGAGGCUGCUGUGUUGUACCAGAAGGUUCAUCUGACACCUUUCACCAGCUCUAAAUUGGCGCAUUGUGUGCUUUUACUCCAAACAGUCCUUCCUUGUUGUUAUUUUGUCAGGUCUAUGAGCACCGAUGUUCUUAGCGAGUUAUGCAAAAAAUACAGUAAAGGUCUUUUUCAUGGAAUGUUUAGCUAGCAAGACAAACAUUUCAAUGGAGCUAAAGUUCAGCUGCUUUUUGAGAUCCUCUAAAACUACAGAAUUCAUCAAGAAAUAAUCAGCUAGUCCAGUGGCAUUUCAGCGUUUCCUCCUUGAAGUACAGUACUGUACUUGGGGAAAUGGGAGUGUAUGCAUCGGGAAAUUAAACUUUAAAAAUAACCACA